Phaethon lepturus (White-tailed tropicbird) is the source of this 714-nucleotide messenger RNA. RefSeq names its product proteasome (prosome, macropain) subunit, beta type, 7 (gene PSMB7). The transcript has 6 exons. The record is from RefSeq and is a predicted model, not a curated record. NCBI's taxonomy places the organism in Eukaryota, Metazoa, Chordata, Aves, Phaethontiformes, Phaethontidae. The annotation marks the transcript as partial. Gene Ontology annotation, cellular component: proteasome core complex.
GAUGGCAUAGUGCUCGGAGCAGAUACGAGAGCAACUGAAGGAAUGGUUGUUGCUGACAAGAACUGUUCAAAAAUACACUUCAUUUCUCCUAAUAUCUACUGUUGCGGUGCUGGAACAGCUGCAGAUACUGAUAUGACAACUCAACUGAUUUCUUCCAAUCUGGAGCUCCAUUCGCUAUCUACUGGACGACUUCCAAGAGUUGUCACAGCUAAUCGAAUGCUAAAGCAAAUGCUUUUCAGGUAUCAAGGUUACAUUGGUGCUGCCCUGGUUUUAGGGGGAGUAGAUGUCACGGGACCCCACCUUUACAGCAUAUAUCCCCAUGGAUCAACUGACAAAUUGCCUUAUGUUACCAUGGGUUCUGGAUCAUUAGCAGCUAUGGCAGUAUUCGAAGAUAAAUACAAACCGGACAUGGAGGAAGAGGAAGCCAAACAGCUUGUGCGAGAUGCCAUUGCAGCUGGCAUAUACAACGAUCUGGGCUCCGGCAGUAACAUAGAUAUCUGUGUUAUAAGCAAGAACAAGCUUGAUUUUCUCCGUCCGUAUGAUGUGGCCAACAGAAAGGGGGACAGGUAUGGCAGAUACAAGUGUGAAAAAGGAACUACUGCUGUUCUCACAGAAAAUGUAGCACUCCUGGAGAUUGAGGUGGUAGAUGAGACUGUGCAAACCAUGGACACGUCCUGAACCAUCUGUGUCAUAGGAGACCAGCACUAGUUGUGC